Micromonas commoda is the source of this 516-nucleotide messenger RNA. RefSeq lists its product with no specific name. Bases 1 to 435 code for a protein of 144 amino acids. The transcript is spliced from 3 exons. The record is from RefSeq and is a predicted model, not a curated record. NCBI's taxonomy places the organism in Eukaryota, Viridiplantae, Chlorophyta, Mamiellophyceae, Mamiellales, Mamiellaceae.
AUGAGCGGUCCCGUGAAGAAAAUCGCGGGCGAGGCCGCCAAGGCGAGCGGUCUGCUCGGCAACAUCGCCAAGGUUCUCCCCUGGAAGAUCACCGGCCCCGCAUCCGGCGCGGAGUGGAAGGAGGUGCCCAUCGGAGCCACCGAGUACCGCGUCACCGCCCCAGCGAGCCAGCCCAGCACGGUGAGGGUCCCGCACGCCGAGCCCGAACGGAUCUACGACGUCAGGUACCACACCAGGGACUCGAGGCGCAAGUACGAGCCCGUCCUUCACGGCGACGUGUACUCGACCACGGUGGUGACGCCGGAGAACAUCAUGCAAAACAUGGAGGACAACGUGAAGGGAGUCUUCACCCCCGGGGUGAGGCACGGGAUCCAGGACUUGAACGGGUACGAGGAGGUGAGCAUCCUGGAGCAGACCAACGGGGGGUACACGUGACAGACGUCCUCCCGUGCCGCCACUUUCUGUACCCGUAGUCGACAAAUCUGUAAUCAAUUAUAAUUUCAAGUUUCACCGAAA